UUCUUCGAUAGACUGUUAGUCAGUCUAUCCAUCGGUGGCUGAGGUGGUUCUCCCAGUUUUGAACCAGUGACUAGAAUAACCUUAAUUGCAGGUAACAAUGCUAAACCAAGAAACAAGACACAGCAUGGUCGUAACGACACCGAAUGUCGGAUUUACGGAAAUACCCGAUUCAGACUUGAACUGCAAACCAGACCCGAAAAGAUUGGAGCCAGAAGAUCCCGAACCCGAAGAAAAAAGCUACUAUCAAAAAGCGAAGCCGUAUUUGUGUACAGGGUUUUACAUAUUACUGGUUAUUCUUUAUUUGAUCUACUUCGGUUGGGCCAUGCAUUUUGGGCAAGGAGACGGGGCUUCAAUAUGUCUUCUCAUUCUCACGCUCUUUGCGGCUUUCAUUAUCCUCUACCACUUCUUGAAUAACAGGCUUAAACUUAACGACCAAAUCGCCAAUAAUGUUAGUGAAAGAAUGCAAACAUACACCGGAGAGAAGAUACGGACUUAUUGCAGAUGGUUUAUGAUAGCGUUGGCUCUGGCUGUGGUGAUAUGGGUUAUCGUGGAAGUGGCCAUCAAACAACCGAACAAUCUGAUAUCAUUAGCAGGUCUUGCAUUUUACCUGAUAGUAUUCUACAUUUUCUCAGUUGAGCGGAAAAAGGUCAAGUGGCACACAGUGUUCUGGGGCCUAAUGAUUCAGCUGAUCAUGGCCAUCAUAAUCAUUCGAACCCAGGCCGGCUACGAUGUAUUCGAGUUUUUGGGGGAGCAAGUCUCCGAUUUCCUCACCCACAGUGAUAAGGGAGCAGAAUUCGUGUUCGGAGCAAAAUACGAAGAUCAUCUGAUGGCCUUUAAGAUAUUCCCGACCAUAGUAUUCUUCAGUUCCAUUAUGUCGAUGCUGUAUUACCUGGGAGUUAUGCAAGCUAUCGUCUUAGUCCUAGGCCGAUCGAUAUCUUUCUGUAUGGACACCACUCCUGCCGAAUCUAUCACAGCAGCAAGUAAUAUCUUUGUUGGAAUGACAGAGUCUCCACUACUUGUCAAACCAUUAAAUGACAUGACUAGCUCAGAACUCCAUGCUGUCAUGACCGGAGGAUUUGCCACCAUUUCCGGCUCACUACUGGGAUUCUAUUCUAACUUUGGGGCUAAACCGCAGCAUCUCCUCUCCGCCUCAGUAAUGUCUGCACCCGCCGCACUAGCUCUGUCUAAGUUGCUGUAUCCAGAAACAGAAAUCUCAAAAGCUUCUGUCAAAGAUUAUGGCAAAAUUGGUAAAGGUCGCUGUAGAUCACAAUUUUGCACACAGGAAACUGAAACAUUGCUCACAACUUCAACUUUUCAAGGAGAUAGUGAUGGAUCCGAGAAGAGUUUACUUGACGCUGCCUCGAGAGGUGCUUCCCAAGCAAUUAAAUUGGUCGCAAAUAUCGGUGUCAAUCUUAUAGCUUUCAUUUCCAUAUUGUCUUUUGUAAAUGCCGUCCUUAUGUGGCUUGGUGACAGAGUCCACAUCGAAAAGUUAACAUUUGAGAAAAUUUGUUCUUACGUUCUCUACCCAAUUGCCUUUUUGAUGGGUACAGCACAAGACGAUUGUUUGCAAGUCGCUGAACUGAUUGGCACCAAAACCUUCCUUAACGAAAUGAUCGCCUACAGUCGACUGAAAAAGUUCGUGGACAACCGCAGAAUUUUCGAUAAUUACACUAACUAUUAUAACAUGACAGACGAUUGGACACAGAUCGGUAGAGAUAUAUUCUUAAAUCAAACAGGUACCACAUUAGUAGGAGGCAUUAUGGAGGUCCGUUCUGAGAUCAUCUCCACCUAUGCCCUUUGUGGUUUUGCCAACAUUGGUUCUAUGGGUAUUGUACUGGGAGGACUUACCAUUCUGGCACCCCAAAAGAGAGACAUCAUUGCACAAACAGUGGUAAGGGCAAUGAUAGCCGGCAACGUCGCUUGUUUCCUAACAGCUUGUAUUGCAGGUCUAAUGAUCUACCAAUAGCGAAAACGCCUCAAGUUUCAAAAUGCUGUCCAUCAGAAAACAAACAGAACCAAGAACUCAUUUUCAGAAUCAUUUUCAGAAUCAAGUUCAGAAUCAAGAACUCAUUUUCAGACCAUUUCAUGGGAUUUUCUAGAAAAACCAAGAAAAAGAAAAAAAUAACAGACAAAUAAAAUGAGAGUGAAAAGCGAGAGA
Octopus sinensis (East Asian common octopus) is the source of this 2158-nucleotide messenger RNA. Its product is annotated as solute carrier family 28 member 3-like. Gene Ontology annotation, biological process: nucleoside transmembrane transport. The record is from RefSeq and is a predicted model, not a curated record. NCBI's taxonomy places the organism in Eukaryota, Metazoa, Mollusca, Cephalopoda, Octopoda, Octopodidae. Gene Ontology annotation, cellular component: membrane. Gene Ontology annotation, molecular function: nucleoside:sodium symporter activity.